GUGGAAAUCACGGCCACCAGCUUAAGAAUAGGGACGGUGGGCGACACAGAUCCAAUCAUCGAGGGCACUUUCGAUCGCAAGGUUGACCCAAAUGGUGAGAACUACUCUUGGUUCCUUAUUCCGGAGGAGGUCCCUCCCAUCAUGGAGCUGACAGUGGACAAGGACGCCUCGGAAGUCUAUCAAACCUACAGCUAUGGCACACUGCUGUGGCCGCGGCUGUUCAAUGAUGACAUCCCGCUAGGAGAGGGCUUGUUCGAGGCGGACUUGACAGAUUU
Molecule: messenger RNA, 275 nt
Organism: Symbiodinium pilosum
Lineage: Eukaryota; Dinophyceae; Suessiales; Symbiodiniaceae
Source: the annotation of a GenBank genome assembly